Messenger RNA from Dermatophagoides farinae (American house dust mite), 1411 nucleotides. Its product is annotated as UDP-glucose 4-epimerase. Gene Ontology annotation, cellular component: cytosol. Gene Ontology annotation, molecular function: UDP-glucose 4-epimerase activity. Gene Ontology annotation, biological process: galactose metabolic process. The record is from RefSeq and is a predicted model, not a curated record. Lineage: Eukaryota; Metazoa; Arthropoda; Arachnida; Sarcoptiformes; Pyroglyphidae.
UUAUCUAAUCAAUGAUGAUUAUCGAAUUGAAUUGAUAAUAUUCAUGGUCACUGAUAUCGUUUCAGGUGUUGGCUCAACACGUUAUUAACACCAUCGGAUUUUUUUUUCUGGAUUUAAACAUUAUAUUGAGUGGCAUUUGUUGUUGGGGUUCUCUGUUCUAUAUAAUUUUCAGACAAGCCUGCUCCUGGUUAAUUCGAUCGAGUCGAUUUGUUUUUGUUUUUGUUUUGUUCGUUUUUCGGUUUCGAUUUGCGUUGUCGUCAUUAUUGUUGUUUUUUUGUUUUUUUUCAUCAAAACAAAUUAAUUGUUUCACUGUGUGUACAUAGAUGGAUGCUGCCAAAAUUCUAAUUACCGGUGGUUCCGGAUAUGUUGGAUCACAUUGUGUGGUUGAAUUAUUGGAAAAUAAUUUUAAUAUUAUCGUAAUCGAUAAUCUUGUCAAUUCUAUACGUUUGGAUGGUGAUCCGUUACCCGAAAGUUUACGACGUGCACAACAGAUAACUGGAAAAAAUAUAGACAAAUUUUAUAAUGGUACAACAGAAGAUGCUGAAUUAUUAGAUAAAAUAUUCAUUGAAAAUAGUUCAAUCGAUGUUGUUAUGCAUUUAGCUGCACUUAAAUCUGUCGGUGAAUCCGUUCAACAGCCAUUACGUUAUUAUCAAAAUAAUGUUGGUGGAUCUAUCACACUAUUGAAAGCUAUGGAAAAAUAUAAUGUUAAAAAAUUCAUUUUUUCAUCAUCAGCAACCGUUUAUGGUGAGCCACAAUAUCUACCAUUAGACGAAUCACAUCCAAUCGGUAUCAAAUGUACAAAUCCUUAUGGCCGUAGUAAAUGUAUGGUUGAACAGAUUCUUGAAGAUGUAUGUCAAGCCGAUUCUGAAUGGUCCAUCAUAUCGUUACGUUAUUUUAAUCCGGUUGGUGCUCAUCAAUCAGGAUUGAUCGGUGAAUAUCCAAAUGAUAUUCCGAAUAAUCUAAUGCCUUAUAUUAGUCAAGUAGCGGUUAAGGUUCGACCAUGUUUAAAUGUAUUUGGCGAUGAUUAUCCUACCGUUGAUGGUACCGGCGUACGUGAUUAUAUUCAUAUCGAUGAUCUAUCCAAUGGACAUAUUGUAGCCUUAAAACAUAUGCUAUCAUCGCCAAAAGAAUGGUUCGGUUAUAAUCCUAUUAAUCUUGGCACUGGUUCUGGCACAACUGUUUUACAGCUGAUUGAAUCAUUUGAAAAAUCUACGGGCAUUAAAAUUCCAUAUAAAAUUGUCGAUAGACGACCAGGAGAUUUAGCCAUUUUAUUUGCCAAUGUUAAUGUUGCGAAAGAAAGACUUGGCUGGAAAGCAAGAAAAACUAUCGAUGAAAUGUGUUCAUCCACCUGGAAUUGGCAAUCAAAAAAUCCAAAUGGUUUUCGUAAUAAUAAAAUUGCUCAAUGAAUAAG